Molecule: messenger RNA, 3170 nt
Organism: Bactrocera oleae (olive fruit fly)
Lineage: Eukaryota; Metazoa; Arthropoda; Insecta; Diptera; Tephritidae
Source: RefSeq, a predicted model, not a curated record
UUUCCUACCGAUGCCAUUUUGAUUAAUCAUAAUAGUCAAUCAAUUGAUUAAAUAAUUAAUUAACAAUUAUAUUUGCAGUCUCAUAUUAUAAUCCGCAAAAUUGGUUGAAAGAUCCUUGAAUUUAAUUUUACAACUGAGAAGUGAUAGUGAAAAAAUAUACGCUUUAUACCAUAGCGAAGUGAUAAUAAAAAACUUAUUUUUCCAUUUGAUGAAAACAGUUUCUAGUUAAACUAGGAAGGAACGGAAAUGAUUAAAUUAACGAUAACAAGUAAAGCAACCCAUAUAUUUUUUUAAAUUUUAUAAAACUGUAAGAAAAGUAGUUCUAUUUGUUUAAAAUUUUAGAUGGAGCCGACGAGUACUUUUGUCAAAUUGGAAUGUGAACUUGAUUCAGAACACAUUACAAAUCAGUUUUCCACAAUGCAUAACAACCAGUACAACCAAGUCCCUUCAAACUUUUAUGAUAAUAACAGUGGACAAUAUGUUAAUUAUCAAAAUUAUAAACACAACUCAGAGGAUUUAGGAAGGAUCAAUGAACAUAGAACUGUUCAUAGAGAAGCAUCGUUUGAUCAAAUGCAAUACAACCCAAAUAUUAAAUCUGAAAAUGAAUACAAUUCAUUACAAACUAAUACAGACCAAUUAAAUAAUGUUGAAGGAAGCAAUGAAUCGGAGGUGCAAACGGCUGAAUGCGAUGAUAUUCCAGUAAUAGUAAACGGAAAAUACUUCAAAAUUAUAGAAGAGAUGAAUGCUACCGAACAUCAGCGGGUAACACGCGGUAUUGUAGCUGUAUGUCAACAUUGUCCACGUGAAAAGGUGAGAUCGAUACAGGGUUCUAUGCGAAUAACAUCGAAUUUCGUUCGUCAUUUAAAAACUCUGCAUCCAGCAAAGUAUGAAGAAUUCAUUAUUGAAAGACAAAAUCAUUCGCGUACACCCAAAGGAAGACGUGGUCAAAAGCGGAAGGCAUCCCAAUUUGGGGAUGGACAGAAUGGGAAUAACUCAAGAACGGAAAGCUAUAUGGAUGACGAUACAAAUGAGCAUAGCCCGGAUGGUGCUUCCAUCUAUUUUGAUGACACGCAACCAACGUCAGCAAAUAAUUCAAAUAAUUUAGAGUAUAUUACAAUUGAAAAGUGGCUAUCUAAGUUGCUUUACGCGAUCUCAUUUGAAAAUUUGCUUAAGUUAGAUUAUCUUUGCAGCAACAUCGACUUGUAUUCAGCUGAAUCCAAUGAUACGCACAUAUCGGAGGAAAGUCUGGAGAAAAAAGGGACGGCUAGCAUAUGCCAAUUAACAUGCGAUCCAAAUGAGAUUCCUACAAUAUUAAAUGGCAAAUAUUUUAAAAUUGUCGAGCAAGAUAUGAGUAGCAAUCGCGUUUCAAUUAGCGUUGUAGCGGCUUGUCAAUUCUGCGACACUGAUAAAUUCGUUAAAGGUCCACUCAGAGUUACUUCAAAUUUUGUACAACAUUUGCGUUCACGCCAUUUUAAAGAGUAUAAUAUGUAUUUGCAAGAGAAAUUCAACAGUAGUACCAGAUGCCGACGAUCGCUUAAUAGGCAGCCAGCACAAUUACCGUUUGUGGAAAAAGUUUUAAAUUUUAUUUUAUUAUCCAAUAUACCAGUUUCUGUGUUAGAAGAACCAUCUUUCGUUGAACUGUUUCGUGGCACUGGUUUAACAAUGUGCUCCUGUGCGCAAUUACUCGCUCGUUUAGAUGAUAUGCAUGGAGGCUACGUAGAGAAUAUUAAGCGUAAUUUGGAGGAGAUACCGUAUAUUUGUGGUGCUGCUGAUAUUUGGACCAGUCGGAAAAAACACUAUUUUGGCUAUAGUAUUUUUUGGUUAGAUAAUGAAUUAAAACGUCAAAUGGCCGUUUUGGCGUGCGUUAAGCUGAGUGACACACCCACUCAUAAGGAAAUCGAAUCUGUGAUAUCGCAAAUACAUAAUAAGUAUGAUUUGAUCGAUGAAAAAAUUAUUUGUAAUGUGAUCGAUGGUGUGCACGAUUUCGUACAAACUUACCAUAAUUUUAGUAUUAAAAGCAUCUGUCUCGAUUACCAUAGCGAUGAUCUUAAUAUAUCCUUUAGUGAGGCUCGAGACCUACUGAACCAACUUUCGAGGCAAUUUAAACAUGGUGAGCAUAGUCUACAUUUAUUGACGGUGUUUGAUUUCGAUAGUAUAUUGAAGUCCCAUGACAGACUGCAGCAUGCCUUAACACGCUGUUUAAUUUUAAUAAACAAAUGCAGUGAUUUUGAAGCUAAUGAAAUUACGGAAUUUUUAUGCGAAGGCUAUUCGCCACUAUCUGACGUGCGUUGGCCAAUAUGGUACACAUCGUUAACACAACUUCUCAAGCAAAAGCACAAAAUAGCCGACUUAUGCACCUUUUUAAACCAACCCAAAUUAAGCGAAAUCGAUAUCCAAUAUGUGGAAGACUUUUGCAUGAUACUCAAACCAAUAGCAGAUGCUGUAGAGUUUUUGCAGCAAGAGAAUUAUUUAUAUUAUGGUUAUUUUCUACCUUCUCUAGUUACAAUUAAAGUGAAAUUGAAAAAAUUGCAUGAAAGUAGGCACAUAAAACACUUGCAUACAGUGGCACAGAAUAUGAGUGAUGCUUUAUUAAGUCGUUUGCGAAGCUACUUUGAGAUCACCUCAGAAUUCAACAAUGCCAUAAUUGCGGCUGUAGUUUGCCCUGCCGUAAAAAUGCGUUUCGUGGAAGCUUUACGCGAGACAGCACCCAAUAUUACCACCGAUAGGAUAAUCUUGCUUUUUGUGGACUAUGCACAAGAAUUCUAUAUUGAUAAUGAACAGACAGAGGAUCUAAGGGAGCAGCGCCCGCCAUCUGUAGAUUCAUUUCUCUGCUUUAAUCCGGAUGAUAACGAGGAUCCGCCAUCAGAUAAUAAACCAUGCGUCGCUAUUCGUAAAGAGUUCUCAAGUUAUUUGCACGAUGAUGAUAAAAGCCUAUCUUGCUUAAAUCGAUAUCCACUUGUGAAAAAAGUUUUCCAUAAGUACAAUACUUUGCCACCGACUUCCAUGGUGUUGGAACAUUUUUUCCACACAUUUUUGAAUGUGAUAAAUGGACAAAAAGGUCAACAUCUAACUGAUGAACAUUUAGAGCGUCUUGUGCUUACUAAAGUGAAUAAAAUACUGUAGAAAAAAUAGAUGGUAAAUAAAUUGAGUUUGUUGUAUUUAUUUAGAUA